UAUUCUGUAUCUAUAUAUAUCGCCUCAUCAUAUUGCUACUAACUGUAUCCAUUGGAACCUCGGUUUUCACAUGCCCUAGUUCUGAGUGAUUCGGUUUUCGACAUUUGCUUUGCCAAAACCUUUUUUCAGUUUUUGUAUACCGCUUGGUUUUUGUACAGUUGAAAAUUAAACUGCACAAAAACCAAGCGUAUCCAGUAUAUGGUAUCCAAAUGUUAAACACGGCCGCCUACCUGCUUCACUUGUAACUUUCUUAUUUUAAAAUGCUUGCAAUUUCGUAACCCUAUUAAAGGUGGAACCAUUUUGGAAUUUUGGUCCAGAAGAACAUGAAAUAGACACACAUGAUGUGCUUACACCUUGCCACAUGAAAUGACAUGGCGGGCCCGAUCUGGCCCCUGGGCCUCGUGUUUGACACCCGUGUUUUCCAUCCAAAACAGACACAUUUGAAACUUAAAGCCACUUCUUUUGUCACCCAGUGCACAUAAUGUUUGGUGACCUUUUCCACCUUAACGUGCUACUUUACAUUGUUGAUAAUCCACAUUCCGCUAAAACGCUUCUCUUGUCCCCCUCCCCUCCCUCGCUUUCUCUCACGCUCUCUCUCUUCCUGCAGACUCCUCCUCCCACCUCCCUCCGGUUGCUCUCAUCUUCUCCCUCCCCCCCUCCUCCGGUCCUCUAUGCUCAGUUCGGUGUGUGUAUCCUCUUUCAAAGGGCGCAAGGGUGGGAACAAGUCGUCCAACAAAGCAUGUUACAGCGCAGACAUGACUUGUCCGUCGGAAAGCGAGAAAAUCGUGAUAAACUGCGGCGGGGUGCGCCAUGAGACGUACCGGAGCACCCUGAAGACCCUGCCCGGCACCCGCCUGUCGUGGCUCACCGAGCCGGACGCCUUCAGCAACUUCGACUACGACCCCAAAUUGGACGAGUUCUUCUUCGACCGCCACCCGUCCGUCUUCUCCUUCAUCCUCAACUACUACCGCACGGGCAAGCUGCACUGUCCCAACGACGUGUGCGGCCCCCUGUUCGAGGAGGAGCUCGCCUUCUGGGGCAUCGACGAGACGGACGUGGAGGCGUGCUGCUGGAUGAACUACCGCCAGCAUCGGGACGCCGAGGAGGCGCUGGACAGCUUCGAGACGCCCGAGCCGGACGCGCCCGACGACGACCCGGCCUUGGGGGGCGCCGACGGGGACCUGAAAAGACUGUGCAUGCAGGAGGACGCCAGGAGGGCGGGCUGGUGGAAAACCUGGCAGCCCAAAAUAUGGGCACUCUUCGAGGACCCCUACUCGUCCAAAUACGCCCGGUAUGUGGCGUUUGGCUCCCUAUUCUUCAUCCUCAUCUCCAUCUCCACUUUCUGCAUGGAGACGCACGAGGCCUUCAACACCAUCCUCAACAAGACCGAGAACGUGACGGUGGGCAACGUCACGCGCGAGGAGAUCGUCUACGAGGUGGUGACCGACAGCUGGCUGACAUACGUGGAGGGCGUGUGCGUCAUCUGGUUCACCAUUGAGGUCCUCCUGCGAGUCAUCUUCUGCCCCGACAAGGUCGAGUUUUUCAAAAGCACGCUCAACAUCAUCGACUUUGUGGCCAUCCUGCCCUUCUAUCUGGAGGUGGGCUUGAGCGGUCUCUCCUCCAAGGCCGCCAAGGACGUCCUGGGAUUCCUCCGCGUCGUGCGAUUCGUCCGCAUCCUCCGAAUCUUCAAGCUGACCCGUCACUUUGUGGGCCUGCGAGUCCUCGGCCACACCCUCCGUGCUAGCACCAACGAAUUCCUCCUGCUCAUCAUCUUCUUAGCCCUCGGCGUCCUCAUCUUCGCCACGAUGAUUUACUACGCCGAGAGAAUCGGCGCGCACCCGGACGACCCGGCAGCGAACGCCCACACCAACUUCAAGAAUAUCCCCAUCGGUUUCUGGUGGGCCGUGGUGACCAUGACCACGUUGGGCUACGGAGAUAUGUACCCGGAGACGUGGUCGGGGAUGCUGGUGGGGGCUCUGUGCGCCUUGGCCGGCGUGCUGACAAUCGCUAUGCCCGUUCCCGUCAUCGUCAACAACUUCGGCAUGUACUACUCUCUGGCCAUGGCCAAACAAAAGUUGCCCAAAAAGAAGAACAAACACAUACCGAGAGCACCUCAGCCGGGCUCUCCCAACUACUGCAAGCCGGAUGCCCUGGCCAUGGCUACUGCCUCACCGCAAAGACUCUUGGGAAAUGUCCUAGGCGGAGUGAUGGGCUCCGGAGGCCUCGGGGGUGACUGCCCCCUCGCCCAAGAAGAAAUUAUAGAGAUCAACAGAGAUUCCAAGCAGAACGGUGACGCGGCCUCGGCCGCGUUGGCCAACGAAGACUGCCCCACCAUCGACCAGGUGCUCAGCCCGGACGAGAGGAGCCCCAUCGGGCGGGGUCCGACCCGGGAACGCUACCAGCAGGACCGCGCCUGCUUCCUGCUUAACACCAGGGAAUUCCGAGCCACAGAUGGGAACGUGCGGAAAGAGGCAGCAGCCCUGGCACCCAGCCCAGACUCCCCUCUGACUGAGGAUUGGUAUAAGAUGGAAGGGUCUCUGUUACAGCAGGACCUCAAUGCAAACUCCACCGCCUCCUGGAUCAAACCAUAGACCAGAGUGUUAAGUUUCUAGCGUUGGCCUUCUCUCUGUAACGAGGAGUCAUUAAGCGGUUAACGCAUAUUUGCGGCGGGAGCCACGUAGGCGGCGGGCGUGGCGUGGAUGGACGUUUUACAGGAGAUCUUUGGCGUGACACGAGAGAAAAAGAGAGCGGGGCCACACGUUUAAUCAUGAAUUGUGGAAAUUCACACGGUCAGCUCCUGCUCACGUCGUUACCAAAGUAGCCUCUCGGAACUCCGAUGACCACAUUUUUUUGACAUCUAUCUGACAGACCUUUUUUUUUUUCUCACCCCCUCUUCUUUUUUCUCCCCCACCCAUUUUGGGCCAAUUGACUGAGCAUUGCACUGACACACUUCGGGAGGAAGAAAAGAAAAAAAAAAAGACUCCUGAUGGCACAUUCCAGAUCACUUUGAAAACAUCACCUGUUCUGUGGCCCACUUUACCUGUUUCUGGAACAAAGAAACAAAAAAUGACUUGUCUUCACAAGGGACUGAAUGAACAAUGUAGCAUCUCUGCUAACACUGUAGCAUUUGUUGGCUGGGAAACGACUUUACCUGACAGGAGAGCGAGGGAUUUAUGCAGUUUAGAUGUCACGGCCCUCUCGAGAUCCUUUCCAGUGAAGAAGUAAAACACCCUGACAGUACAUGAGAGACACAGGUCUUAACCUUCAAGGAAAAUUACGAUCAAACGAAUGACCCGCAUAAAGAUCAAGUUUAGCACUUGCAUCUGAAACUUUGUCUUCCAUUCACUUCUAUAAAACACGUAUAUGAAGCGAUCGUUUAAAAGCUACUACGACUAAAUUAAGCCCAUGUAGCAUCCGCGUCCGACGUGGUUUGACCUUUAGUCUGCCGUGACAUGACAAGACGUUUUCUCUCAUGUACUGCAAAAAGGGGUGGGGUGGGGGGUGGGGGGGGGGGGGGGGAUUUGCGAUCCUGCCGAAUGACCUUCUGUGAUGUCAUCUAGAUUAGCAGAAAUUAGUCCAUUUAGGGUUGAACUGCCACUUGCAUUCGCUCCUCUUUUAAGUGAAGCACAUUGAAGCAAAAUUUAGAACGAUCCCGGCUGGAGCGGAAAAUAGACUCAAGGAGACGCGAGCUAGAGAUGACUCUUGUCGGUCUUUGGUCCAAUAAUAAGAUUGCUUGAAUUCUAAUGAAAAGGAGAAUGGACAGCAACCCCAUGUCCCCUCCACUCCCUGUCCCCUGCCACAAGGACACUUUUUACACCCCAUAUAACUGCCCAUUAGCAGGAAAGGAUUCAUUUGAAAGGGACCAAUCAGAUUAAUAAACCCCCAACACACACACACACACGCACACAAAGGCCUACACUGCCAACAAGGCACAAGGACCCCCAGAUGAAUACUGCCCAGAAUCACUCUGUGGUACCUCUUGCUGCCAGCGGGCUACUUCACUGGUGGGUCGACGUCACAAUGAGGACGGCCCGGCAGGCGGAGCCAUCAACAAGGAGAAGCGGACCAAGGAUAGAAGUUUACAAAAAAAAAUAAAAAAUGAAGAACAAAUCUAUAUUUUGAUAAAACAAAUCUAGAUAUGGCAUAGGAAGCUGGUCCAGGAUGGAAUGAGAGGAAGUGGAAGAUGGCGCUGUGGUGGGGAUCAGAUGCAAAAUUUGUCAUGAAAAAAAAACAAAGAAUCCUGGGGAAAAAUUGGGUGGCGAACUGAAGUUGUGGAGAGACAGAGCAAAGACACACUCGUGCAUCUAAGUGAAUGGAUGGACCCCCGAGAUCAACAAAGAAGGGGCGGGGAAGGGAAAAGAUGAUGCAUUUUUGUAACUUUGUUUACCAGCAUGACUACUUUGCAUGACUGUCCUUUCUGCAAACCCUUAGUUGAAGACAAGGGUGCUAGAGAUACAAAAACAUAUAUAUAAAAUGAAUUUUUAAAAAAAUGUUAUAUGCAAUUCAUGUUUAAAAAAAAAAGAUUCUAAUGAAAGAGAAGAUAUAUUUUGUUUUGAAAAGUAAAAAAAAAAAAUGUGAAUAUUGAAACGUACACCCUGAACUAUGUUUUUGUUGGAUGAAAUCUCUCUGCUUCUACUGCCCUACUUUCCUCAUUCCAGGGUUUUGCAUCCAUACUAACAUAGUUUGACUAUUUUGAACACGGUAUAUUUUCCUAACAUCUGUCAUCAUCCGAGACUUUGCCCACCGUUAGCUUGCGUGCAAAGUCGACCGUAGCAGCAGCAGCAGCUCGAAAACAGGAAAGCUCUCUGUACUUUGACUGCUUGAAUAACAUUCAUAGUUUAUUUAUCUUUUUUUUUUUUUUUUUUUUUUGUGGCAAUAAUACGAGAGAAGUUGAGUCAUGACUGUAGCAGUGCAAACUGGAUGGAGUAGCUUUCGAGACUCGAUGGGCUCGGUUCUGUUCUGCUUGGGCGAAAGAUAAAGAUUGAUGUGCGUGUGUAUAUAUAUAUAUAUAUA
Phyllopteryx taeniolatus (common seadragon) is the source of this 5013-nucleotide messenger RNA. It is a transcript of the gene kcnc3b, whose product is annotated as potassium voltage-gated channel, Shaw-related subfamily, member 3b. NCBI's taxonomy places the organism in Eukaryota, Metazoa, Chordata, Actinopteri, Syngnathiformes, Syngnathidae. The record is from RefSeq and is a predicted model, not a curated record. Gene Ontology annotation, cellular component: neuronal cell body membrane; voltage-gated potassium channel complex; axon. The coding region runs from base 672 to 2591 and encodes 639 amino acids. The transcript is spliced from 5 exons. Gene Ontology annotation, biological process: protein homooligomerization; potassium ion transmembrane transport. Gene Ontology annotation, molecular function: delayed rectifier potassium channel activity; protein binding.